AUCCGGGAACUUCAGUGUGUGAUUGACAGUCGUCAUGGAAACGUUCUCACUCGGCUUCCAUUUUGUUCCUUACUUUUCUUCCUUCGCAAGACUGACACCUGGCUCGCGCGGCGCGUGAUAACGCUUGAUAAAUCAAUAAUCGAUCGUUCUCGCGUCGUAUUGAUGAUCAGUGGCGCCUCGCAGUGAGUUCAGCUCGCGAGUGCGACGGGCCGCUCUUGCGCGCGGGUUAGGAGCGCGCGCGCCAUUUUGUCCAGCGGCCGCGGCGCGCGCGCAGGAUGAGUGAGUGACGGACGGACGGCGGGACUGCUGCGCUGCGGAGCGCGCCGACGCUCACCGAGAGGCGCUCUUUAUUUCUCUACGGUUCUGUGGACGCGGACAAGCGGCAAGUCUUUUGGUCGGACGCCGCGUGGAAGCGGAUUCUCGAGGAACGCGCGUGGAUUUAUUCAGAAGGAUUUUUUUCGCUCUCGUCAGAAAGAGGCGCGCGCGACACGAACUUCACCAAUGGUUGUGCAAGUUGAAGAGAAACUCAAACAUCUAAGACUGCAGAACCCUGCUGAAACAUCAGGGCUCUUCUCACCUGGAAACCACUCGCUAGUCAGUUCAGUGGGCUGUGGUUUGCAGAUGGACUCCCCUGUCACAAUGAUAUGAGAUUUGUCAGAAGACGAUGCAUACAGGAGGAGAGACCUCAGCAUGCAAACCCUCCUCUGUCCGGCUGGCUCCCUCGUUUUCUUUCCAUUCGGCCGGUGUGCAGAUGGAUGCGCAGACGCCCCAUUCUCACCCGCCGGUCAGCGAUGGUCACCCACAGAGCGCUGACCAAUCAGGCGCUGCGCUGCCGUACACCUCGCAGGCCCCCCAACCCAACGCCCAGGUAACCACUGAUAUGGUGAUGUUACAGAGGCGGAUGCCUCAGUGUUUCAGAGAUCCGGCGACGGCACCCUUACGGAAACUCUCCAUUGAACUGAUCAAAACCUACAAACACAUCAAUGAGGUUUACUAUGCAAAAAAGAAGCGUCGUCACCAACAGGGUCAAGGGGAGGACUCGAGUAACAAGAAAGAGAGGAAAAUAUACAACGACGGUUACGAUGACGACAACUUUGACUACGUCGUUAAAAAUGGCGAGAAAUGGAUGGACAGAUAUGAGAUUGACUCUCUGAUAGGCAAAGGGUCAUUCGGUCAGGUGGUGAAAGCCUAUGACCGUGUGGAGCAGGAGUGGGUCGCCAUCAAGAUCAUCAAGAAUAAAAAAGCUUUUCUGAAUCAGGCUCAGAUCGAAGUCCGACUGCUGGAGCUCAUGAACAAACACGACACUGAGAUGAAGUACUACAUCGUUCAUCUGAAACGCCAUUUCAUGUUCCGAAAUCACUUGUGUCUGGUCUUCGAGAUGUUGUCCUAUAACCUGUAUGAUCUGCUGAGGAACACAAAUUUCCGUGGCGUGUCUCUGAACCUGACGCGCAAGUUUGCUCAGCAGCUUUGCACCGCGCUGCUCUUCUUGGCCACUCCUGAACUGAGCAUCAUCCACUGUGACCUCAAACCCGAGAACAUUCUGCUCUGUAACCCCAAGAGAUCUGCCAUCAAGAUCGUGGACUUCGGCAGUUCCUGUCAGCUCGGACAGCGGAUAUACCAAUACAUCCAGAGUCGCUUCUACCGCUCGCCGGAGGUGCUGCUGGGAAUGCCCUAUGACCUGGCCAUAGACAUGUGGUCUCUGGGAUGUAUUCUGGUGGAGAUGCACACUGGAGAACCUCUGUUCAGUGGAGCCAAUGAGAUUGACCAAAUGAACAAAAUUGUGGAAGUUUUGGGCGUCCCUCCCAAUCAUAUUCUGGAACAGGCACCUAAAGCCAGAAAAUUCUUCGAGAAGAUGUCUGAUAGCACGUGGUGUGCAAAGAAGACCAAAGAUGGCAAAAGGUAUAAGCCCGCAGGCUCUCGAAAGCUACACAACAUUUUGGGCGUGGAAGCUGGUGGACCGGGCGGGCGGAGAGCCGGUGAGUCGGGUCACGCCGUCGCCGACUACCUUAAGUUCAAAGACCUAAUCUUGCGGAUGCUGGACUACGACCCCAAGACUCGCAUCCAACCGUAUUACGCGCUGCAGCACAGUUUCUUCAAGAAAACUGCGGACGAGGGUACGAACACUAGCAGCAGUGUGUCCACGAGUCCGGCGCUGGAACAGUCGCAGUCGUCUGGAACCACAUCCAGCACCUCCUCCAGUUCAGGAGGUUCUUCUGGAACGAGCACGAGCGGCCGAGCACGCUCUGACCCGACCCAUCAGCACCGGCACAGCACAGGAGGCCAUUUCAGUGCUGCGGUGGGCAUAGACUGUCACAACCUCUGCCCGCAGGCGAGACAAGCGUUCGUGCCGGCCCUGGGCUGGGUCGGAGGAGACGGGCUUCCGCAGGCCGCAGGAGAGACGCAUCCCGUCCAGGAGACCACUUUCCACGUGCCACCCCACCAGCCCAAGGCUCUGCACCCCCACUCGUCCCAUCAUCACCACCAUCAGCACCCGCAGGGCCCUGCCCGGCCCCGUCCCCGACUCUACUCGCCAUCCCACAGCGCCUCCACGCAGGACUCAAUGGAGGUGACGCACGGCCACCUGUCCAUGACCUCGCUGUCUUCCUCUGCCUCGUCUUCAUCCACGUCGUCGUCGUCCACAGGGAACCACCACCACGCCUACCAGAGCCGCCUGCUGCCGCACGGGCUGGGCUUCGGGCACAACGGCAGCAUGACUUUGGGAUUGGGUGCCUUCUCCAACCCGCGGCAGGAGACGGGCGUGCCAGGUCACCCCGCAUAUCCCGUGAGCACGAACUCCGGGCCGGGACAUUACAUAGCCGAGACUCACGUGGGCCUGAGACCGGGCCUGGACCGCGAGGAGUCACCCAUGGCGGGCGUGUGCGUGCAGCAGAGCUCGGUGGCGAGCUCCUGACUAGCCUGAGUGUGCUCGCAUGGACACGGAAGCUGCUGGAAUGAGACGAGAGCCAAUCUCCGAUUGGCCGCCGAGAGCCACGACAUCACCGUCUGCGAACGUUUGACAUGAGGCUUUCUCUGACGUUUGCUUUGGUUUUCUUCUGUUCAUUCGAUCUCAGUUUUAGAUGCUCACCUUCACAUUGGCUUUCUCUGGAAGAUUUGAGUGUCCGAAGGUGAUGGACACUGAAUUUCUCCUGAACGCCCAUCUCGAGUUCCUCUUGUUCAUCUGUUUUUCCAUGUUGUGCAAUUGUGUGCUUCGAGCAGAGCGUUCCCAGAGUGCAAUGAGACCCUGUGAGUGCGUUCCAGGGCGUGUGUGCGUGUGCGUGACUGUGGCAGUGCUUCUUUAAUAUGGCCUUAUCAUUACAGACUGAAUAAAGAUGAGCUGGACGUUUGUUCUUCAAGUGAGAAAAGCUGUCAUGUAUUUUGGAGUCAUUCAUCAGAAAGAGAAUGGUGAUUUUGAGGCCUUUCUUAAGUAGAAAUCCACCGCUGGGCAUCUCUCGUCCACGUCCCUCCCUCUCUUAAUUUGUGCUUUAUCUCAUCGCUUCAGCAGCACGUCUGUGUGUGCGCGCGUAUGUGUGUGUGUGUGCGCGCGCGUGUGUGUGUGUGUUUUAAUUUCUAGCCUUUGCAACGCUCCUUUACUUUUCUUUGCUUCUUUGGUUUCCGCUUCACAACUAUGCUGUGAAUUUUACACAAGUUUUAUUUUUCUCGUUUGAUAAUUUAUUGUACCAAAGGCGUUUGUUUUUUGUUUUUUUAUAGAACAUAGAUGUCUGUAACCAAUAAUGUAGCAGUUCUGCACUUUGAAGCAAACGUGUGUCGUGUCACGGCAGUAAAUGACCGUCAGAACUGGAAGUGUUGUUCAAUGUUCCUGGACACCAUCGCUUACGAAAAUCUGUCGCUCUGUUUUAUUAUUUUUCUAUCUCUCUUCAUUUCCCAUCAGUGGCUUUCUGUAGUUUUGGCUCUGGUGGGACGGUGGACACCACGAGCUGCUCGGCUGGUCCCAGAGCAGCUGGCCGGUCAGAGAUCACACGCGGGCCAGACACAGGUGCGUGAACGUUGCCGACCAGCGGUGACUCUCACAACUAAAGCAAUCCAGCCCUGCUGAGACCGAGGCGCUUUCCGUCUGUCUGUGCGAUUGCGAGGGUUCCAAACGGAACUUUAUAGGGUUCCUGUGGCCGUGGUAUAUGAAGGGAGUCCAUGAAACAGGCUUCAGGUGUUUACUUUGUGACCCCAUUUUAAUAGCUGAAAUAGAAUUUAUGUACAUAUUUAUAUUUUUUUAAUAAAGGAAGUUUAGAACUCACUACUUUUUUCCUUAUGGUAUUUUGAGUACAUUUAAUUCAACCUGCAGUGGAAGUUCUACACGCUAGUCAAUGGAUAUCAGUGCUUCCAUGCCAAAGUAGUUGAAGUGCUAUAGGGUGGAGAUGGGACGGGACGGGAGGAGUGUAGCUCUUCAUACUUCAAUAUUGUAGACAGGGUAUCGCUUGUGGAUGUUUCUACGAUCGCAAGGACAUCGGACGGACGGCGCUUCACAUGUUCGUAUCUGUAGUACGGGAACUGUUGUUUGGUUUCAGCUCUCUUCAUUUGGCACAAGCUUCAGUACAUGAGUCCGUUUGAAAGUCAUGCUGUGGCGGACGGUGACGAACAUCUCCAAAGCUCCUGCUACCAUUUCAGGCCACAACACUUUAUUUUACUCUGGUUUCAUCUCUCUCUCUUUCUCUCUCCUGGGUCCGACUUUCCCCACGACUUCCCCGUCCAGUUCACAUUCCCACUCCUCUUUGGUUCCAGGACAUGUGAUGAUGAUGAUGUAAGCAGAACGACUGAUGGAUAUUUGGGAUCUUUAUCCACAGGUUGUAAGAUCAGGACUUUGUGUAAAUUAAAAAGUGUCACUGAAGGGCAGUAAUGGACAAACCCUUUGUACUAUAUUCAAGCGGUCUUAUGUAUGAUUAUAAAAAAACAAAGUUGCUUAACUUGUAUGUGUUCCGCUCUUCUUUCUUUCUGCUCUGCUUCACACAACGCUUCACUGUUGGUCCUUCGACACAAGAAUUUACACAAACCCGGCUGAUAUUCAGUCAAAUGUGUAAAGUACAUUGUCUUCUGUACAGCUCGAUACAGCAAAUGUCAAAUGAAAAGAGUAAACAGUAAAGAACGUUUUUAUGAAGUAU
This is a messenger RNA of Triplophysa rosa, 5111 nucleotides long. It is a transcript of the gene dyrk1aa, whose product is annotated as dual-specificity tyrosine-(Y)-phosphorylation regulated kinase 1A, a. Lineage: Eukaryota; Metazoa; Chordata; Actinopteri; Cypriniformes; Nemacheilidae. The record is from RefSeq and is a predicted model, not a curated record. Gene Ontology annotation, cellular component: nucleus. Gene Ontology annotation, biological process: peptidyl-serine phosphorylation; positive regulation of DNA-templated transcription; peptidyl-threonine phosphorylation. The transcript is spliced from 13 exons. The coding region runs from base 665 to 2911 and encodes 748 amino acids. Gene Ontology annotation, molecular function: protein serine/threonine/tyrosine kinase activity; transcription coactivator activity; protein serine/threonine kinase activity.